AUGGCUUCCCAAACCCUUGAUAAUUCGAGACAACCACUGCUAAGCAAUGACCCUGAAGUCUUUGGGUCUGCUACUAGCCAUCGAAGCGAAGCCGAGUCAGAACCUACUAGAAUUCCUGACGACGACUUUAUGACAGAGACUGGAUUUAAUACUGUCACCGGGCAUAAGAAGAUCGAUCCAACCUUGUGGGAAAAGGAUGCUGGACCGGGGGACAGUGUAGAAGCGGCCAUGUACGAGCUGCCGUUAGUCAUCACUUUGACCAUGAACUAUUCGAAUGGCUUCAUGAUUACUUCGAAGAAUGGACUCUGGUCGAUUCAUAAGCUUGACAGGACCAUGAGAAGCAAGCUGAAAGACUUCCUUCAGAUACGUGGUGUUUAUUUGGACCAUAGAGGUAAGAAAAACAUCUCAGAAGGAUUAGUCGAAUUGCUUCAGAUGGAUAUUCCCCCAAGAUGGCCAGAUGACAUGAUCGCCGGCAAGAAAUUUGACUCAAGAUCAAGGAUGGCCUUAGGUCAACAAGCUCAGUUAACACCAAGGAGUGACACCACCCCGCUAGCUAAGAGAAUUGAGAAUCAUAAUAGGGAUCACCUCAUUGGAUUGCCUUAUUCUGACAAGGAAAAGGAAGAGACAACACUCGGGAGAGAUCCAGAGAGAAGAAUCAACAAUAACCCCCUACAGCUGGAGACUCAUGUCCGAGAUCUUGAUAGUCAUACACCCUUGACUGGUGCCAAUGCAGUGCCGAUAGGGACACCGGCCCCCAGUCCAAUCAAGAUAUCUACCACACCACCUCCGCGUCCCUCUACGUCGUUGACAUCUGCGAGGCAACUUGAUGAGUACAUGAGAUUGCCGCCUACAGAGUAUGAACAAGAGGAUAUUGACCCGUCGUUGGCCGCAAAGUUUUCCAAGGCAUGGGACAAGGCAGAGAGUUAUUCAGGAGAACGAUAUGAUAUCCUAGACGACAAAGUCCUUGCUUUCCUGAGAGUUUGUCGAUUGAUUGGAGUACAAUUAACGCAAUGUUGGAUACUCUUUCCCGAGAUGCUUUCUGGGCGUGUAAAAACCUACUAUAUGCACUAUAUUGGUCAAGAUGCUUCAUUUACAGAUGCAUACAAAGCUAUAAAGGCGUACUUUGACAUGGAUUCCAAUCAUCGGGUGUACUACCAGGACUAG
Talaromyces stipitatus ATCC 10500 is the source of this 1164-nucleotide messenger RNA. RefSeq lists its product as uncharacterized. The record is from RefSeq and is a predicted model, not a curated record. NCBI's taxonomy places the organism in Eukaryota, Fungi, Ascomycota, Eurotiomycetes, Eurotiales, Trichocomaceae. The transcript has 2 exons. The coding region runs from base 1 to 1164 and encodes 387 amino acids.